This is a messenger RNA of Pteronotus mesoamericanus, 1209 nucleotides long. RefSeq names its product neuropeptide Y receptor Y1 (gene NPY1R). Gene Ontology annotation, molecular function: neuropeptide binding; neuropeptide Y receptor activity. Gene Ontology annotation, cellular component: neuron projection; plasma membrane. Lineage: Eukaryota; Metazoa; Chordata; Mammalia; Chiroptera; Mormoopidae. The transcript has 2 exons. Bases 1 to 1152 code for a protein of 383 amino acids. Gene Ontology annotation, biological process: G protein-coupled receptor signaling pathway. The record is from RefSeq and is a predicted model, not a curated record.
AUGGAUUUAACAAUAUUUUCUGAGGUUGAAAAUCAUUCAAUCUACUAUAAUUUUUCAAAAAAUAAUACCCAGUUUUGGGCUUUUGAAAAUCAUUGUCAUCUGCCCUUGGCCAUGAUAUUUAUAUUAGCUCUAGCUUAUGGAGCUGUGAUAAUUCUUGGGGUCACUGGAAACUUGGCAUUAAUCAUAAUCAUCUUGAAACAAAAAGAGAUGAGAAAUGUUACCAACAUCCUGAUUGUGAACCUUUCCUUCUCAGACUUGCUUGUUGCCAUCAUGUGUCUCCCCUUCACAUUUGUCUAUACAAUAAUGGACCACUGGGUUUUUGGUGAAGCAAUGUGCAAGUUGAAUCCUUUUGUGCAAUGUGUUUCAAUCACUGUGUCCAUUUUCUCUCUGGUUCUCAUUGCUGUGGAACGACAUCAGCUAAUAAUCAACCCGCGAGGAUGGAGACCAAAUAACAGACAUGCUUACAUAGCCAUUGCUGUCAUUUGGCUCCUUGCUGUGGCUUCUUCUUUACCCUUCCUGAUCUAUCAAGUCUUGACUGAUGAACCUCUCCAGAACGUCACACUUGACGGGUUCAAGGACAAAUACGUAUGCUUUGAUAAAUUUCCGUCAGACUCUCAUAGGCUGUCUUAUACCACGCUCCUCUUGGUGCUGCAGUAUUUUGGCCCACUCUGUUUUAUAUUUAUUUGCUACUUCAAGAUAUAUAUACGCUUAAAAAGAAGAAACAACAUGAUGGACAAGAUGAGAGAUAAUAAGUACAGGUCCAGUGAAACCAAAAGAAUCAACAUCAUGCUGCUCUCCAUUGUGGUAGCGUUUGCAGUCUGCUGGCUGCCUCUCACCAUCUUCAACACUGUGUUUGAUUGGAACCAUCAUAUCAUUUCCACAUGCAACCACAAUCUCUUCUUCCUGCUCUGCCAUCUCACGGCCAUGAUCUCCACCUGUGUCAACCCCAUCUUUUAUGGAUUCCUGAACAAAAAUUUCCAGAGAGACUUGCAGUUCUUCUUUAACUUCUGUGAUUUCCGGUCUCGGGAUGAUGACUAUGAGACAAUAGCCAUGUCUACCAUGCACACUGAUGUGUCUAAGACUUCUCUGAAGCAAGCAAGCCCAGUCGCAUUUAAAAAAAUUAACAACGAUAAUGAUCUGAAACUGCUGUAGCAUGUGGUCUCAGCUGACACCUGUUUCAAAAAAGCACAACCUGAAACAUACUUUCAU